GGGUUGCAAAAUUCCUACACUUCUUUGAAUUGCUGAGAAGAUUUAAACUAGUGAACUCGAUCGAAAUGCAGAGACAGAAAUGGUGAUGUAUGUAAUCCACGCUAAAUGUUUUUUCCUGUUUUCAUAGGAACCUACUGCCCCACACUUCACUUAUAAGCUCGAUCAGAAAUAUAACUGAGCAAGAAACAACUAACUGAUGAUGAAGGUAUGUCAGUGACGUUCCAAUGAGAUGGACCGUUUGCAGGUUUGGCAGACUCAGGGUGGGGAAUCAACAUCAACAUCAACAUCAACUGCGUCCAAUUAUUUAAACAUCGGGCCAAACAUAUAUGGAAUAAAUGUUUUCAACAGGAAAUCAAAUAGGGUAUUAAUCCCUGUUAUAUGCGUGUUGUUAUCAUCAUCAAACCAAGCGGUUCACCGCUCUACCAUACAUUCGUCAGGUAACAAGGAAAAUUAGCGUCAAAGCUCCGUUUUAACCAAAUUCUGCAAUGACUUUGAAAUUAUCCUACAAGAUUACGAGGAAUGAAGGUUGUACUUCAAAGUUCCGCGUCCGUAAAAAUAGUUGAAAUUUGAAAGGAAGUGUGUCGCUCCUAAUCAUUAGUGACCUUGGCAAGAUAUCAAACGCAUCGAGUCAGGGCAUAGUUGUUGAAAACAAUCCUGGAUGAUAUAUUUGAAGAAAGGAACGAAGAAUAACGGGAGAAUGUUACUGACGGCUACUGAAAUCCACCGGGACCGAGGGCAUAAGCCACGCCGGAGUUAUCGUAGAUUGUACAUGUGGCUGUACAAUAUACUCUCUCGACAACAUCUGCCAAAUCCUGGGAUGGAAUAUGAUCAGAAACCCCUUACUUAGACUACGUACUAAGCGCUUCCGUGCAACGUGGGCUACCCGUAACUCUUAAAGAAAUUGUCGUUUAAUUGUUCUUUACACAAACGUCUCCGAAAAAACGUUUUAAGUGUCGGACUAAAAGGAUAAGACGAUCAUCAAUUAUCGCUUAAAAACUUCCGCUUGAAAACGUAAUUUGUGACAGCCUUUAUUUAUUUUUUUUCAGUUUGUAACAGCAAUGGUUGUUUUACUCAUGGUGUUCUCCAUGGCCGUCAUCCCAGCAACGACUUUCAGGAUCAGACGUAACGCAACAGAGCCAGCUAUCAACGGCUGUGUUAAACGGUGGAGUCGCCAUCCAGGCGCAAAUGGGGAUGUACUAGUCGCGGAAUGCAAGAAACAUUCAUUCGCCUGUUUGCACAGCAUUACCAAGUUCGGCUUUCCCAAGUGCAAACCAGUUUACAAAAUCAUCUCGCUGCUGAAAUCAUCCGGGACCAAGGGUACACGCCAUGCCAGAGUUGUCGUGAAUUGUAGCUGUGGCUGA
Messenger RNA from Porites lobata, 1361 nucleotides. NCBI's taxonomy places the organism in Eukaryota, Metazoa, Cnidaria, Anthozoa, Scleractinia, Poritidae. The record is from the annotation of a GenBank genome assembly.